AUGCAUUCCCAAGGUAGCACCACCGAUGUCGAUGUCGAGUCGGAGAGUGAUCAGAUCAAGGAUGAUUCUGAUCGCACUGGACGUUCCGCACGGAUUACCUUUGAGGAAGCAUCCACUGCAGACGGCUUUCGAUCGAUCUACCAGCCAGCUCAGUUCACACGAACCCGCUCGGUGAGCCGGGAUACCAUCCACAGCAGCAGAAGCAGUCAGAAUGCCGCAACUGCUGGCUUGCCCAUCGAAUUCCGAACCCUGUCCAUCCAUAUCUCCGAGUCCCAGAAUGCCCCAAAGGAUAUUCUCAAUGCCCCGAAGAAAGAAAAGCAGCCACACCAAGAUUACUUCGAAAACCUCGACUUCCAUACUUUAACCACCGAACGCCUAUGCCAGGAGUUUAACGUCGACCAACAUACUGGACUCAGCUCAUCCUCUGCAGCUACUCGUCUGCAGCGAGAUGGCAAAAAUAUCAUUGCACACCACGGGGAGAACUAUUUCAAAAAGAUCUUCUUCUACGUCUUUGGCGGAUUCUGCUCUGUGCUCUGGGUUGGAGUGGUCAUUUUCUUCGUCUGCUGGAAGCCGCUCAGCAAUCCGCCCUCGGCUCAGAAUCUCGCCAUGGCAGUGCUCAUUCUUAUCGUCAUUGCUUUGCAAGCAAGUUUCUCGGCCUUCCAGGACUGGUCUACUAAGCGUGUCAUGAAUUCAAUCCUGGACCUCCUACCCGCAGAGGCUAUGGUCUUGCGAGAUGAAAAGCUCACCCAUCUCCCUGCUACUGAGCUAGUGGCAGGCGAUAUUGUCCACAUUGGAAUGGGCAACAAGGUUCCCGCGGACAUGCGCCUGUUGCAGAGCUCGGGUGAUGUCCGCUUCGACCGAGCCAUCUUGACCGGCGAGUCAGACGAGGUUGAAGGCGCUAUUGAAUGCACCGAGGCAAACUUCUUGGAGACUCGCAAUAUUGCCCUCAUGGGAACAGGUGUCACCAAUGGCAAUGCUAUCGGUAUCGUUGUCUUAACCGGUUCUCGCUCCGUCAUGGGUCGCAUUGCUACAAUGACAGCCGGCGUCAAACAAAAGUCAACCUUGAUCCAACGCGAGAUCAACCGAUUUGUGGCAAUCAUCGUUGCCCUCACAAUUUGCCUCGCUCUACUGAUCUUCUUCACUUGGCUGGGAUGGCUGCACAAGGAUCAUCCAUCCUACAUGUCCGUUGUAUCCAUGCUGAACAAUGUCAUGGGCUGCGUGGUUGCUUUCAUCCCGGAGGGAGUACCUGUUGCUGUUGCCUUGACUCUCAUGAUGAUCGCCAAACGGAUGAAAAAGACCAACAUUUUGCCCAAGGGUCUUGCCACCGUUGAGACUCUGGGUUGCGUGAACGUUCUGUGCUCCGAUAAAACUGGAACUCUUACCCAGAAUCGCAUGUUUGUCAAGUCUCUCGGAAUGCUUGACUGGGAGUACAGUCUGGAAGACUUAGCUCCUAGCGAGUUCGGGGUUGCUGAAAUCCCCGACGGCCUGCGCGAUACAUUACGGGCAUCUGUCCUCUGCAAUGAUGCAUCGUUUGACCCGACCACAAUGAACAAACCCAUCCAUGACCGUCUUGUCAAUGGAAAUGCUACAGAUGCGGCAGUUCUUCGGUUUGCCGAUAGUGUUGGCAUGUCGUCGCCAACAGCCCUGGCUCCAUAUGAGCGUGUGCACCAGAUCCCGUUCAACUCGAAGAAUAAGUGGAUGCUUACACUUCAUCGUGAUCCGAACUCAACCAACGAAUUCCUUCUCUACGUCAAGGGAGCACCUGAUGUGCUACUGGAUCGGUGCUCUACCUACUGGUCUGCAAUCCAUGAUGCAAUUCGUCCAUUGGAUGCAGAGGCCCGGGAGAAGCUUUCAAACUUCCAGGCCAAGCUGUCACGCCGCGCAGAACGGGUGAUUGUCAUAUGCCAGCGCCGUUACGUCCCCUGCUCUACCCCUGGGACAAACGACUUCAGCAACGAGAUGCUUGAGUCGGGUGUAAAGGACCUGACCGUUCUUGGUAUCUUUGGCAUCAUUGAUCCACCGCGCGAGGAGACUGCUCAGACAGUCUCGGCUUGCCGAGAGGCAGGUAUCCGCUUCUUCAUGGUGACUGGUGAUUUCGGAUUGACAGCAGCUGCCAUCGCCCGUGACAUUGGAAUCUAUGACGGACAAGCUGAGCCUGAUACUGUAGAUGACCUGAGUGAUGGUCUUGAUCCAAAGAUGGAAAUCAAAGUCCCCAAGUCACGACAUAGCCUGCUCCUCGAAGGCCCGAGCCUUUCAUCAUUGACUUCGGAGCAUUGGGAGACAAUCUGCGGUUACGAUGAAAUCGUGUUCGCCCGCACCACCCCCGAGCAAAAGCUCCGCAUUGUCACAGAGCUCCAAGACCGCGGCUACAUAGUAGCAGUCACAGGCGACGGCGUCAAUGAUGCCCCAGCUCUACGCGCAGCAGAUGUCGGCAUCGCAGUCGGAUCCGGCAGCGACGUGGCAAUCGAGGCCGCAGACCUAGUUCUCCUCGAACGAUUUGAUUCCAUCAUCGAAGCCAUUCGCCUCGGCCGACUAGUCUUCCAGAACCUGCAAAAGGUCAUCGCCUACCUACUCCCAGCAGGAAGUUGGUCCGAAAUCUGGCCGGUCCUUAUGAACGUCUUCUUCGGCUGCCCAGCACCCCUCAGCACAUUCUUAAUGAUAGUAGUCUGCGUCUUCACCGAUCUAUUUUUAUCACUCUCCCUAAUCAUGGAAAAAGAAGAAUUCAACCUUCUCAGCCUCCCUCCCCGCCGCCCAAAAAAGGACCACCUCAUCAACCUCCGAAUUUACGGCCAAUCGUACCUCUUCGUCGGAGUAAUGGAAGCGUUCAGCGCUCAUGCCAUGUUCUUCCUUUACAUGUGGCGCUACGCUGGUAUCCCAUUCUCAGAUCUCAUCUUCUCCUUCGAGAACUAUACAGAUGGUUUCCACGGGUAUACACAGGACCAGUUGAACCACUUCACGAGCGUGGGCCAAUGUUGCUACUUUGUCGCCUUGGUUAUCAUGCAAUGGGGAAACGUGCUAUCCGUUCGCAGUAAGCGCAUGUCUUUGCUCCAGGCCGAUCCUAUUCGCCCUGCUCGUCGCAAUCCCUGGUUGCCGUUGGCUAUUCUCAUUUCCCUGGUUAUUGCUAUUUUCGUUACGGAGGUUCCUGGUAUUCAGAAUUUGUUCAGCACUGCUUCUGUCCCUAUUGAGUUCUGGCUUAUUCCGCUUGGCCUUGCGAUGGGUAUUCUCUGCAUGGAUGAGCUGCGCAAGGCUCUUGUGCGGCUUUUCCCUAAGGGGCCUGUGGCUUGGGUUUCGUGGUAA
Molecule: messenger RNA, 3297 nt
Organism: Penicillium canescens
Lineage: Eukaryota; Fungi; Ascomycota; Eurotiomycetes; Eurotiales; Aspergillaceae
Product: cation-translocating P-type ATPase
Exons: 1
Coding region: 1-3297 (1098 amino acids)
Biological process (GO): potassium ion import across plasma membrane; intracellular potassium ion homeostasis; intracellular sodium ion homeostasis
Cellular component (GO): membrane
Molecular function (GO): P-type sodium:potassium-exchanging transporter activity; ATP binding; ATP hydrolysis activity
Source: RefSeq, a predicted model, not a curated record